Nematocida homosporus is the source of this 3555-nucleotide messenger RNA. RefSeq lists its product as uncharacterized. Gene Ontology annotation, molecular function: chromatin DNA binding; transcription coactivator activity; metal ion binding. The transcript has a single exon. NCBI's taxonomy places the organism in Eukaryota, Fungi, Microsporidia. The record is from RefSeq and is a predicted model, not a curated record. The coding region runs from base 1 to 3555 and encodes 1184 amino acids.
AUGAGUAAACGACUAAAAAUCACUCCAAACAAUCUAGUUGGGCUUUUCUUGAUUGUCUUAUGCUUGCUCCAGAUAUCAUUUCAAAGUCUGGAUCCAGUCAAUCAACCAGCUGAUUCUUUUAAUUCCGAUCAUUUUACUCUAGAUAACGGCCUAAAGUGCCUUACUAUUACAUAUCCUAAGAGCCAGGCCAUUCAUAUUAGUAUUGCUAUCAAGAAACAACAAUCAUCUACAUCAAUCAGUGACAAAUGCCUUAGUUUCAUUUUACAAGCACUGAUCAAAUAUAAGCUAAACCCGGCCAACAAUUACGGGAAAUACCAAGAAUUCCUAGCUAAACCCAACAUAUAUGACAUCACUGAUAGCGGUCAUUUCAUUAUCAUUGGGUUUUCCUUAAAUGACCCCCAAUGUCCAAUACCAUUUGAAAUCUUACAAAGAGUUAUUGUUCCCCGACCCAGCUUAGAUGUAAUUAAGCAAGUCAAAAACCAAGUCGAUUUAAACCUUCUGCCCAUUACACCUGCCGAUUACCCUGCCGAAGCCAACAUCGCCAAGAAAUGGACUGAGAUGUUCUCUUUUCCAAACAUUCGGCUUGCAAUUGCUACACCUAGCCAACCACUAGCUAUAGUCGAUUUACUAAAGACCCAGUUUUCCUGUCCCAAGCAACCAAACCAAGCUCCUAUAAUGUAUUCCCCUGAUGAUAUCACUCCAGAAUUCCUUAACAACCGCCCGCGGUUACUAAUACAGCCUAAGAUCCCUAAUUCCUUAACCCCAACUGAAAAAACAACAUUCACUGUUUUUGUUCCACUUCUCAAUGAUAUUCGCAACCAAACUGUGCACCCUCUAUCCAGCCUACACUGUCUAUUCCAUCUCAGCUAUAAAAUCUACACCAAGCAUUUCGAAACACGCCCAGAUAAGAUUAUUUGCAUCAAGAACAUAUCUUUGGCCACCCUAGGCACUAGACUGGGUCUGCACGUCAUCAUAGAAGAAGAUUGCACUGGGCAAAUAGAAAUUACUGAGGCUCUAGAUCUAGUGGAAGGCUUAUGUUUAGCCAUCAAGAUGGCUUAUAAGGACCCAGACUCGAAUUUAUACCAGGUCUACCAACAAGAGACAUCCCUCGCCCCCAGUCCAAUCCCAAACAUGCCAUCAUUUUUCCUUGCCAACCUAGCAUCAGUCCACAUGUUCUUCGUUGAACCAUCUGACAUCAUUAAUUUUGUCUUCACCCCAACAUCUCAACCCCAGGAGAUUCACAAUCUAGACGAUAUGCUUAAAAAGGCAAUACAACGAGAGAAUUGGUACAUCAACGGCGAUCUCACCUACACUCAUUGGCAACAAUUGGCAGGGCAACCACUCGCCAGGCCGCUCAUUAUCCCAAUACCCCAAGCAACAAGAGCUAGCAAGCAAAUCAAAAACAUCAUAUUACGUAGCAGCCUAGAAGCUCGGCCGAAACGAGUCCGAGCCACUUUAUCUAAAAAACAACCCAGAACCUCCAAUUUCAACACCAGCGUCCAAUCACAGGGCGACACUCCAGGUCCUCAACAAAACCAACGGCCACGACCAGUCCUAGAAACCAUGCCAUUCAUUAUGCCCACACCAUCCACUAAUCCCCAACAAGCCGAACCCGGUACAUAUCCUGAUAACCUGUUAAAUCUCAACUCCACGGGCCUCCCACCCAUCCUGACAAGUAUCGGCAAACAUAAUGUGCCCGGUCUUGAGGCGCAUAUUUUCAAAAGCUCUCAAUAUACAACGCAGGCGGCCAUUGCUGUUGUGCUCAUUACCAACGACUACCUUGCUAAUAUUAAAACCUACAUCUGGCAUGUUGCGCACGUACUAACAGUAUUAGACAUGGUCAAAGCCCACUAUUGGCAGACUAUCAUGCUUAACAAACUGUUUAUUGACGCCGAAGCCAAUGACCGUGGCCGAAUCACUAUCACUAUUCGUACAUCGGACACAGCAAUUAAGGAUGUACUUCAACUGUUCCUUUCAUACUACAAAAACGCCAGUAUCAAUCCUACUCAGGAAGUCACUGCCAUGCUUAAAGCAUACAACUUCUUUGCGAACGCAGCCAUACAAACACCACCAACUCUACAACAAUGCUUAUUCGCUCGUAUCUGGCGACUACACCUAUACACACCUAAUGAGUGUUGUAAAGCUAUCUUGGAAAAGAAAGCGUCCUUUAAUAGCCCCAUCGUUACCACAGCACAAGUCAAUAUAAGAGUAGAAGACGCCUCACUUGAUACCUUCCAUCAAAUCAUUAAUACAGUCACAAGUUACAUCACACCCCAGGCAAUCACUAAAUACCAGGCAAUUCGUAACUACGACACAGAGAUCUAUAUGUCCUUAGAGCCUGAGCUGAUGUCUGCUUUCGUUGGAUAUUUCCAUAUCGAUCCGGCCAAUACCCUAGACCGAACAAACUACCACAUUCUAGCAUACUAUUUGUUACUAGCCCAAUUUCCACCCAAAAGUCUCGCCGACCAUCCCAAUCCCGAGGAAAUAGAAUAUUGGAUAAACACCCAGGCCCCCACGCCACCCUCCAGCACAUCAGCCGCAUCCCCUCCAAGGUUCUUCAACCUAAGCUUUGAUGUAGACAUCCUCAGGAAUCUCGAGUAUUCCAUUACUAUCUUAGAUGAGACUAUUGCUUUGAAUCUUAUUUUAAAAGGACAAUACACUGCUGCUGCUUUCUUAAACUCGUAUAUAAACUAUAAGUCCUACCUAACGUGGGCCAUUGAUCAGAUUACACCAAAACAGUUUGAGGAGUACAAAAACCUAGCACUAGUUAGGUUUAUGCACAUCACUAAUAGCAAAAGCCCAUCCGCAAAAAGAUCUUGGCUUCUCAGUUGUAGCGACUUUUGGCAAGAACCCCACUACCAAAGAAAGUUCAUAGAAACCCUCAACCAAAUAACUUUAGCUGAUUUCCAGUCCUUCUUCACCGACCACUGUCAACAUCCUCACAUCGUUAUAUAUCAAGGCGUCCCAGACCAACUAUCCCAAGAACCACCUCAACUACCCCCAUUACAUUCCCAACUACCAAUGCAAUAUCAGCAACAGCUACUACUAUUACAACAACAACAACUAUUACAACAAAUGGAAUUGCAACCCCACCAAUUACAACAACUAGCACAACAGCUACAACAGCAGCAGCAACAACUAUUACAACAAAUGGCAUUGCAACCCCACCAACUACAACAACUAGCACAGCAACUACAACAACAGCAGCAACAACUAUUGCAACAAAUAUCAUCGAAUCCCCAACUACAACAACUACAACAGCAGUUAUUGCAACAGCAACUAUUAUCGCAACAAAUAUCAUCGAAUCCCCAACUACAACAACUACAACAGCAGUUAUUGCAACAGCAACUAUUAUCGCAACCACAACCACCACAAAACCAGCCCACUACCUCUAACCAAUCAUUACCACCACAACCCAAACCUAGACCUACAUCAAAGCGAAAACAACACCGACCCAGGUUUAUACCUCAAGAAGAACAAUCCACCACCCCAGAUGAACUCGACUUCAGCCCUCCCAACAAACAACCCAAACAGAGCAAUCCAUCCCUACAAUAA